UGUCAUGUGUUCUUGUUAGGUAGGGAGUAUUAGUUUAAGAAGUAGCUGGGUAUGGCUAAAGCAAUCACUACUAUCAUCCAUUAAAGGGUUGAAUUUCAACGAACUCUUAUCUCCCAGAGCCUGAGCUAAGCUAUGGAAGAUUCAACUCAAACUACAGGGAAGCCCAUUCGAUGCAAAGCUGCUAUUUGUCGAGAGCCUGGUCAGCCAUUAGUGAUCGAAGAGGUUUUUGUGGCGCCACCGAUGCCUGGUGAAGCUCGGAUUCGGAUUAUAUGUAGCUCGCUCUGUCAGAGCGAUGUCACUUUCUGGAAAAUGAAGGGAUUUCCUGGAAUUUGUCCAAGAAUUUUGGGUCACGAAGCAGUAGGGGUUGUGGAGAGUGUAGGGGAAGAUGUGAAUGAAGUAGUUGAAGGAGAUACAGUGAUCCCAACAUUCCUUUCAGAUUGUGGGGAGUGCUUCGACUGUAAAUCAAAGAAGAGUAACCUCUGUUCGAAAUUCCCCUUCAAGGUCUCACCUUGGAUGCCAAGAUAUGAGUCAACCAGAUUCACAGACCUCAAAGGAGGCCCUCUGUACCAUUUUCUGUCUGUGUCCAGUUUUAGUGAGUAUACGGUGGUUGAUAUCGCCAAUCUUACCAAAAUUAGUUCUGAAAUCCCUCGAAAUAGGGCCUGCCUCCUCAGUUGUGGGGUUUCAACAGGGGUGGGUGCUGCUUGGAGAACAGCUGAGGUGGAGGCAGGGUCUACUGUUGUAAUUUUUGGAUUGGGCUCAAUUGGUUUAGCUGUUGCAGAGGGGGCAAGACUGUGUGGAGCUGCCAGAAUUAUUGGUGUCGAUGUGAACCCUGAUAAAUUUGAACUUGGAAAGAAGUUUGGGCUCACAGACUUUGUCAAUGGAGCAGACUGUGGGGACAAGUCCGUGAGCCAGGUGAUCAUGAGCAUGACUGAUGGGGGUGCAGAUUAUUGUUUUGAGUGCGUUGGACUUGCAUCCUUGGUUCAAGAAGCAUUUGCUAGCUGCCGAAAGGGUUGGGGAAAGACGGUUGUGUUAGGUGUGGAUAAGCCAGGGGCACAAGUGACACUUCCCUCAUUUGAUAUCCUACAUAAAGGGAAAAGCUUAUUGGGAUCCUUAUAUGGAGGACUGAAACCUAAAACUCAUAUUCCUAUCCUCCUCAAGCGAUAUACAGACAAGGUGAUACAUGAACUUCAGCUGGAUGAGUUUGUGACUCACGAGGUCAAGUUUGAAGAAAUCAACAAAGCUUUUGAUUUACUCAUUGAAGGGCAUUGUCUCAGGUGUGUGAUCUGGAUGGACAAAUGAAUACAACUCCUGCUGGCCAGUACUUAGCCACUGCAUAUAAACUCCUUCUCAUUUAUAACAUAAUAAGUGUUAUGGUAACACAUAUUUCUGAAAUGUCAUUUUCUUAAACAUUAUGAUGAACCUCUUCUUUUCGAUUGUGGAUGUGCUCGGUUGCGUUUUGUGAGGCUUUUUUGUUCAUAUAUAAGCUUAAUGAAUCUGAUUAGUAUGUUUUAAAUUAA
This is a messenger RNA of Humulus lupulus (European hop), 1517 nucleotides long. Its product is annotated as alcohol dehydrogenase-like 7. NCBI's taxonomy places the organism in Eukaryota, Viridiplantae, Streptophyta, Magnoliopsida, Rosales, Cannabaceae. Gene Ontology annotation, biological process: formaldehyde catabolic process. Gene Ontology annotation, molecular function: S-(hydroxymethyl)glutathione dehydrogenase [NAD(P)+] activity; zinc ion binding. Gene Ontology annotation, cellular component: cytosol. The record is from RefSeq and is a predicted model, not a curated record. The transcript is spliced from 10 exons. The coding region runs from base 133 to 1299 and encodes 388 amino acids.